GACAGCUGUUCAAGCCAUGUGUGCAACAAAACAAUGUUUUCAUCACUAGCACCCAGUAUAUAUUGAUAUCGCUGUGUUGUGCUUGAGAUUCAGUUUCAAUAGUCCGUUUGAAGGAUAACAACAAGUGUGUGCGUAAAAAUGACUUUAAUUACGAAAGAAAAACUAGUGAAAUUACAGAAAAAUGUGAAUUCAAUUCGGAAUAUUUGCAUUUUGGCUCAUGUCGACCACGGAAAGACAACUUUGGCAGAUUCGCUCGUCGCGAGUAACGGUAUUAUUUCACAACGGAUGGCCGGCCAGUUGAGGUACAUGGACAGCAGGCCCGAUGAACAAGAACGAGGAAUUACGAUGAAGAGUAGCUGCAUAUCGUUGUUAUUCAACGAUUUUAGAGGUUCCAAAGAUGAUUUUAUCGUCAAUUUAAUUGAUUCACCCGGUCAUGUGGAUUUCUCCAGUGAAGUGUCAACGGCGGUUCGAUUAUGCGAUGGUGCUAUUGUUUUGGUUGAUGUUGUUGAGGGUGUUUGUCCACAAACUCGAAUUUGUCUAAAACAAGCGUACAUAGAAAAUCUCAAACCGAUUCUCGUGUUGAACAAAAUCGAUCGGUUAAUUUUAGAAAAGAAAUUUACGCCGCUCGAUGCAUAUGUGCACAUUUCACAGGUUCUUGAACAAGUCAACGCCACCAUGGGAAAUAUAUUCGCAUCCGAUGUGUUGCUCAAGGAAGUUAAAACCAGUAAUACCGAUCAUGUGUCCGCUUUGGAAGAUUGUGAUGAUUCCUCAAUUUAUUUCACACCUGAAAGUGGAAAUGUAAUAUUCUCCUCGGCCAUUGACGGUUGGGCGUUUCGUGUGCGUGAUUUUGCUGAAUUAUACGCGAGUAAAUUGAAUAUUCCCGUGGAUAAAUUGGAGCAAGUAUUGUGGGGUGACUAUUACUACAACACCAAAAAGCAGGAAUGGUCAAAAGGUGCCCAAGAGAAGGCAAAGAAGCCAAUGUUUGUGCAAUUUGUUUUGGAGAACAUUUGGAGCUUGUACGAAAUGAUUGCAGUGCGAAAGGAUAAAGAGAAGAUUCCGAGCAUUGCUGAAAAAUUGGGUGUCAAAGUAACAACACGAGAUCUACGCUCCACCGAUCCAAAGGUGCACAUUCAAACGAUAUUCUCACAAUGGUUACCAGUCGAACGAACACUUCUUGAAAUGGUUGUACGUAUGUGUCCGCACCCGGGUAAAAUAACCGAUGAAAAAGCCACACAAUUAAUGUGCUCGCUAAAUCAAAACUUCGAAGCGCUUCCAGCCCAGACACAAGCACUAAAAUCUGAGUUUAUGAAUUCAAAUGCCGAGAGUAAAACUGUGAUUGCCUUCAUUUCGAAAAUGAUUCCCGUCGACAAAUCCAUUUUACCUGAAAACAAACCGAAACCCCUUACCCGAGAACAAAUCGAAAGAAGACGAGAUUUGGCGAGGCAGAGACUACAGCAGCGAAAUGAAGAAUUGGAAGCAAAAUUAGCCGGAGUUUAUUUGGACGAGACCAAUUCGAAUGACAGUGAACAGGAAGAGAAACCUGGAGAAAAUAAAGAAAAGCCAGAAGAAGUGGCCAAAGUGGAGGAAAACAACAUUUUCAUUGCAUUUGCUCGUGUCUACAGUGGAACAUUGAAGAAAGGCUCAAAAAUUUAUGCAAUGACACCCAAACACGAUCCCAAUUCGAUUAUCGAUUUGGCUAAUGCAACGGAGUCGCCCUACGUUAAAGAAGUUACAGUUGAAAAUUUGUAUUUAUUAAUGGGCAAAGAGUUGGAAGAGCUUGAAGAAGCACCUGCUGGAAAUAUCGUUGGAAUCAAAGGUUUGCAAGAUCAUGUACUUAAAACGGCUACGCUAUCGAACAAUCCAUUCUGUUCGUCGUUUUGUGACCUCACCAUAAUGGCAACGCCAAUUUAUCGUGUUGCUGUUGAACCGAAGAGUAUUGCCGACUUGCCGAAGUUGAAAAAGGGGUUGAAAUUACUGAACCAAGCCGAUGCCUGUGUUCAGGUGAUUGUUCAGGAGAAUGGCGAACAUGUGUUGGUCACAUUGGGUGAAAUUCAUUUGGAGCGAUGCAUCUACGAUUUGGAACGUGAAUAUGCAAAAUGUCCCGUGAAUGUGUCACUGCCAAUCGUUCCGUUGCGCGAGACAAUUGUGCCGCAGGCGAAAAUUGACAUGGUCAAUGAGGAAAUCGUUCUGACUGCCGAAGAAAAGAAAGCCGAUAAAAGUGUUACAGUUCAAACGGCAAAUCAACGUUUGAAAAUGCUGGUAAUUCCAUUGCCCAAAGCCGUUACCGAUCUGCUUGAAACAAGUUACGAGCUCUUGAAAUCAGCCACACAUGUCACCGAUUUAUCAGAUCGUUCGAAAAUUCGACUAAAAGAAUUCAGGGAACAGAUUACAUCGGCAUUCAAAGAGAAUAACAAACAACACGAAGUCUUUCAACGGAAUGAUUUAAUCGAUCGCAUUUGGGCGUUUGGACCAAAAAAGUGUGGAACGAACCUUUUGGUCAAUUUGACCGACUUCAAACAUCAAAAUGUGUGGAGUGGUUUUGAAGGAACGAACAAGGAAAAUGCCGGAGACGAACGAGAUCCAAGAUGUGACUUAGAAAAUUCAUUGUUGAACGGCUAUCAAUUAGCUACUUUAUCUGGACCAUUGUGCGAAGAACCAAUGCACGGUGUUUGCUUUUUAAUCGAAGAAUGGGCUGUCAAAACUGACGAAUCAAGUUUGUCAAUUGGAUCAGUUGCCGGUCAACUGAUAUCCAUAAUAAAAGACACGUGUCGGGAAGCGUUCCAAAAUCAACCACAACGCCUCGUCACUCCAAUGUACAGCUGCUCAAUCGUAGUUUCAAAUGAAGUGUUGGGUAAAAUGUAUGCGGUGAUUGGACGGCGACACGGCAAAAUCCUAUCAGCUGAUUUAAUGCACGGAAGUGGCACGUUUAUGGUGCGGGCCGUUUUGCCGGUUAUCGAAUCCUAUAAUUUUGCACAGGAAAUACGCAAACAAACAUCUGGUCUCGCUUAUCCACAGCUCAUGUUCAGCCACUGGGAGACAAUUGACAUUGAUCCCUAUUGGAUUCCAUCCACGGAAGAGGAAUAUUUGCACUUUGGCGAUAAAUAUGAUGCACAGAAUCGCGCUAAACUCUACAUGGACUCGGUGCGCAAGCGAAAGGGAUUAUUCGUUGAGGAACACGUCGUUGAAAAUGCAGAGAAACAACGAACUCUUACGAAGAAUAAAUAAUUUUUGUUGAUUUUCCAUCUCAUUUAAUGUUGUUUAUUUCAAAAGAAUCUUACUAGCGACCAACGUAUAAUGAAACACUAAGUCGCAAUUGAAAUCAUACCCACAGAACGCAACUUCUUACUCAAAGAGCGAUUAAUGGAGAUGAUAAAAUUAUUCAACUCAAAGUGUAACUCAUAAAUUAAAUACAAAGUACUGACUAUGCUUUCCCACAAAAUCAAAGGUCAGCUAACAACUACUAA
Messenger RNA from Sitodiplosis mosellana (orange wheat blossom midge), 3464 nucleotides. Its product is annotated as elongation factor-like GTPase 1. Gene Ontology annotation, cellular component: cytosol; ribonucleoprotein complex. The record is from RefSeq and is a predicted model, not a curated record. Gene Ontology annotation, biological process: cytosolic ribosome assembly. NCBI's taxonomy places the organism in Eukaryota, Metazoa, Arthropoda, Insecta, Diptera, Cecidomyiidae. The coding region runs from base 139 to 3225 and encodes 1028 amino acids. Gene Ontology annotation, molecular function: ribosome binding; GTP binding; GTPase activity. The transcript is spliced from 8 exons.